GGGGAUGUAAUGUCAAAUAGCUGUCAAAUCAUUUAGGUCCAAAUUAAUGAAAAACAAAUCGUACGUAUUCUGCCCACUUUUCACAAUAUCUAAACAUGUCGGAAACAAUGUUUGAUGCCCGUGCGUACUGCAAAAUAAUGCUGCAUGCGGCGAAGUAUCCCCAUUUAGCCGUGAACGGACUGCUUUUGGCAGUAAAUGGAAAACCGAAUGUAAUUGUGGAUGUGGUACCUCUGUUCCAUCAGUGCCUUCACGUGUCACCCAUGGCUGAAGUAGCAAUGGUUCAGGUAGAAGCAAAAGCAGCUCAAAAGGGUCAACAAAUUGUUGGUUACUACGUCGGGUGCGAAAAUUUCUACGACAACCGUUUCGAGCGGGCACCGGGAAUACGGAUUGCGGAUAAAAUAGCCGAAAAUUGUGGUGAUGCUUGCAUUGCCGUGAUCGAUAACCGGGCUAUUUCGAUUAACAUGCGCUAUCCAGCAUUGAGGAUUUGGCAGCAUCGCGACAAUCGCUGGGUAAAAGCAAAAUGUGUAGUAGAAAACGAUCACGCCACAUUCGAUGCGGUUUCCUGCCUAUUGCAGCGUGGUGCAGCAAAAGAACUGCAUGACUAUGAUAACUACCUGGACAAUACGCAAAAUGAUUGGAACAAUGUGCAUUUUAAUGGCGAUUUGAAACAAAUACUUUCCAUGUACUGAGAAAUAAGGCAACUUGCAGUUCUAAGUUGAAAUAUAUG
Molecule: messenger RNA, 727 nt
Organism: Anopheles maculipalpis
Lineage: Eukaryota; Metazoa; Arthropoda; Insecta; Diptera; Culicidae
Gene: EMC8-9
Product: ER membrane protein complex subunit 8/9 homolog
Exons: 2
Coding region: 96-689 (197 amino acids)
Cellular component (GO): EMC complex
Source: RefSeq, a predicted model, not a curated record